Molecule: messenger RNA, 5828 nt
Organism: Plasmodium vivax (malaria parasite P. vivax)
Lineage: Eukaryota; Apicomplexa; Aconoidasida; Haemosporida; Plasmodiidae
Product: helicase, putative
Exons: 4
Coding region: 441-5828 (1795 amino acids)
Cellular component (GO): Swr1 complex
Molecular function (GO): histone binding; ATP binding; ATP hydrolysis activity
Source: RefSeq, a predicted model, not a curated record
GCGCAACGUUAGCCAGUGGCAGGCAGCCGACACAGCAUUAAUUGGCAGCGAGUGAACAGCGAAUGAGCGGUGAAUACGCGGUGAAUUCGCGGUUCGUGCGAAUCGUAUUUCACUUGGGCGGUUUUCACCCCGGUAUGCACUCUCGCCCAUCCGUAUUCCCCUUCGUGAAACGGACAGCCGCUCUUCGCAGCGCCAAGUUAGCCACCUUUCAAAAGAUGCGUACAUAGGUGUGCUCCUAAGGGGGGGAUAACACACUUGCUAAAGCGGCACCCCCUCAACAUUUUCCCCCCAAAAAAGGGAGGAGGUACACUCUCCUUUUCUUUUUUUUGUGGCUGCUUCCCCCGCCUACCGUUUACCUUUUGCCGAUACGUAUUCCCUCGGGAGAGUGCCAAUCGCAUUCCACCUGAGCAGUAAAAAAAGGAAAACGAAGAAGGCACACAAUGAAUAGCACCCCGUGUGACAAUGUGCUGCAUGCCAGGUCGUACCGACUGAGCCUGGAUGACAUCCAGAACCUGGGGUCCCUUUAUUUUUUCGAGAACAAUAGGAAGGUCGCCAAGUACAAUGAGGAGAUCAGCCUGCUCAAGCAACAACUGACCUACCUGAAUGAGAAAAUGGGAAAAUGUGGAUACGUGCACAAGGUUAUCGAGCCCGCGAAGCCCUCCGAGCUGACCUUCUGGUGCUACGAGCUGAAGGAAAUGAAGGAGUUCCAAGACCUGGUGAUGUACGAAAUAAAGAAGAAGAAAAAGCAGUUCAAAAUUUUGAGUCAGAGCUGCGUGAAAUACCUGAGCAACCGAGAGAAGAUAAAACAAAAGAAACAGGAAGAGGAGGAGAAGCGACUGAAGACCCACUCCAAACACAUCUCGUCCUACAUGGAUCUCUUUUGGAAAAAAAUUGAAAAGUUAGUUUGGGAAGAGAAGAAGAGGGAGUUGCAGAAAACGCUAAACAAAAAAAAGGAAAUGAGAUUUAAAAAGUUUGUAAAGGACGCUAUUAAAAAAAUUAAAAGAGCUAGACAGGACAAUGUGCAUGAGCUGUUCGUCAAUCGACACGCCAGUAUAAGCUCGUGCAACCCCAGUGAGAACGUUACGUUUUCUUCGCACCUGGGCCCCACGGGGGGGAGCAACGACCGGAGCAGCGUGGGCAGCAGCAAAAGGGUCAGCCGGAUGAGCAGCGAGGGGGUUAGCAGGUUAAGCGGCGAAGGCGCUAGCAGGUUGAGCAGGGUAAGCGGCGAGCGGGUGAGCAGGCGAAGCAGCAAACGAGUGAGCGCGGGCAGCACCGCGAGGAGCAGCGCGAACGACACCGAGAGCGGCGGCCUGCACAACCUGGCGGACGACGAGCUGAAGGAGGAGGACCUGACCAACCAGGAGGAAGAAGACGUCUUGCUGGACGAGCAGAUGGAGUCGAGCGACGAGUCGGAGGAAAAGGGGAAGGAAAUCAGCCUCCUGGACGACGAGGCCAGCAUGCCUAUUGAGGAGCUGCUCAAAAGGAUUUACGGCUUUAAGAGCGGCGAGCAGUACCUGGAUUUGAUGCGCCAGGGGGAGGGAGCGGCUGAUGAGGGGGAAGCAGCUGAUGAGGGGGGAGCGGCUGAUGAGGGGGAAGCAGCUGAUGAGGGGGGAGCGGCUGAUGAGGGGGAAGCGGCUGAUGAGGGGGAAGCGGCUGAUGAGGGGGGAGCGGCUGAUGAGGGGGGAGCGGCUGAUGAGGGGGAAGCGGCUGAUGAGGAGGAUGCCGCUGCUGAAGGGGACGCCGCUGCUGAAGGGGAACCCCCCCAGGGUGUAGACGGCGAGUCGAGCGAAGCGAAGCCGAAGGAGAAGAAAAGAAAGUUCGAAGAAGCGGAGGAGGCAGCCCCGCCAGCCGAAGACAACCUGACGAAGAAGAGCAACUCGUGCAGCGGGCGGAGGAAGAAGCGGAGGAAGAGGAAGAAACGGAGCAGAAGUCACCACGGCAAGGAGGGCCCGAUGGGCCCCGAAAGGGACAGUGAAGGGGAGGAAAGCGAUUCGUCCGUGUCUAGCACCUCCAACGAUGAUAUGCUGAUGUGCAACAUGCAGGAAAAGCACUUAACUAAAAUACCGCCAUUCAUAAAGGCGACGCUGAGGGAUUACCAGCACGCCGGACUGCACUGGUUACUAUAUCUUUACAAGAAUAAUAUUAACGGAAUUUUGGCGGACGAAAUGGGGUUGGGGAAAACGCUGCAGUGCAUUUCUCUUUUGAGUUACCUGGCCUACCACUUUGACAUAUGGGGGCCGCACCUGAUCAUCGUGCCGACGUCAAUCCUCAUCAACUGGGAGAUCGAACUGAAGAGAUUUUCCCCGUGCUUUAAAAUCCUCUCCUACUUUGGAAACCAAAAUGAAAGGUACAAAAAGAGAGUCGGCUGGUUCAACAAGGACUCCUUCCACGUGUGCAUAUCUAGCUACUCCACCAUUGUUAAGGACCACAUCAUUUUUAAGAGAAAGAGGUGGAAAUACAUCAUUUUGGAUGAAGCACAUAAUAUAAAAAAUUUUAAUACGAAGCGGUGGAAUAUCAUUUUGAGUUUGAAGAGAGAAAAUUGCCUUUUAGUGACUGGCACUCCGUUGCAGAACAGCUUGGAGGAGUUGUGGUCCCUUCUGCACUUCCUCAUGCCCAACAUUUUUACCUCCCAUUUGGAUUUCAAGGAGUGGUUUUCGGACCCCUUAAACUUGGCCAUACAGAAGAGCAAAAUAAAUGACUCGAGAGAGCUCAUCGACCGUCUGCACACAGUAAUAAGGCCCUACAUUUUGAGGAGGCUAAAGAAAAACGUGGAAAAGGAAAUGCCAAAUAAGUAUGAGCAUAUAAUAAAAUGUAAGUUGACGAGGAGACAGCAAGUCCUCUACGAUGAGUUCAUUCAAAAUAAGCAGGUCCAAAACACUCUUAGUAGUGGCAAUUACAUUGGCCUGAUGAACAUCCUCAUUCAGCUCCGAAAAGUUUGUAACCAUUGCGAUUUGUUUACGAAUAAGCAUAUUCAGACGCCUUAUUAUUAUCUCCUCCCGAUCACUUUUUACAUUCCCCGUUUUUGUGUCCUCUUUGAAAGGACCUACCACCUUGACUUUCACCUCAUUUUGUUCCUCCACAAGGAGUUCACCUCUUUGGGGGGCCUGCCCCGUCGUCGAGAGGCGGGUGGGCAGAGCGCAUCAAGGGGUGGCGCCGAUCGGAGUAGGAAUGGAUUUGUUACUCUCCUUCAAAGGGACCUCUCCUCACUGGGUUCCCCCCAUUCGUUUGCCGCACACCAGAGGGGCACCCCAAGUGAUUCCACCCAGAACCUGGUUGAUGCUAUCCCCCUGCAGCCCUUCCCAAAAGGGGAGCCAUUCCUGCACCCCCCCCCUGGGGACACUCUCGACGGACCGCAAUUUGGGCAACCCGUGGGAGGUGCUCCCAACGAGAUAACGAGUGAGCCGUACAGCCCCGCCCAGGCCAUCUGCUCAGUUAAACGAAGCAGCUCUUCCAUCGGUAGUGUCACUGGGAAGAAGAGGCCACGUUCCCCAAGUGGGGAAUCCUUAACGAAGGUGAAUUGUCUCCCAAAUGGGCUGAACAGCGGGGGUGCUUCCCCUGAGGAGAUGCAAACUCCCUUUCGUGGUAACACGCACCGCGGUGGUGUACCUCCAAGAAAUAUUGAAGAUGUAAACACGUACGUCAGCAACCAAGUAAAGAGGAGAAGCAUUCCCAAAAACUUGCUCACCUAUUCGGACGAGUUCGUUUGCGAAAUGAAUAACAACUAUGACAUUCUAAGUCUCUUUAUCGACCCUUUUAAUAAGCACAGCUGCUACGAUGAGUACCUCUACCGAACGAUGAAGGACGUCUCUCCGUGUGGCGUGGCCUCUGCGGGGGAUCCCCUCAAUAAGGCUGCCCCCAAUAAAGUCGCCCUGAACAAAGCCGCCCUCAGCAAGCCCCCCCCCAACGAGGCGCUACACAACCGCAGUAGGAACCUCCUCUACAGGAACAACCUGAAGAUCAUCAACAUCGACACGCAGUAUAGAAACUUCUUUUCGGACGAGUCGAACCAGAGCUACCUAAAUUCACUCGAGCACAACUUGUGGAUUAAGAGGCAACGUCGAUUUGAGGAGAAAGACAGGAGGAGGGAGGAGCGGCUCAAAGAGACCUUCUUCAGUGAGUACAGUUUGCUAAAGAACAGCCGGACCCCUCUGUUUGGGGCGAACCUGCUGAGCUUGCUUAGGCGUGAGUUCUCCGCGGAUGGGUUCGUCCCCUACCACUCGAGCAAUAAUUUGCCGGUGGACCGUUCGCUCAUGCGGGAGGUGCGCUCCGCGGAUGUGGCGAACUCGGCGGGUGAAAAUGACGCGAACGCGGUAGGCGUGAUUGACCCGGUUAUUUCCACCUCUGUGAUUGCCGCGGUAACUCCCACCGGGGUGCCCCCCCUGGAGGCGCUGUUCCCCACCAUGGAGCUCUUCCUGAAGACGCGCGAGCGCGAAAUCCACAACUUCACGGUGCUGAACACGCCCGCGGUCAUCUGCAGCAGCCACAAAAUCGCGGUCAACAACACUCUGCUGCAGAAUGGUAGCUACCUAGAGCCCAUCCUCCACAGGAUCAAAGUAGCCACAAGGGUCUACCACCAACCCUUCCACAAGCAGUCCAUCAUCUUCCCCCUAAACAAGGACAUAACCCUGGGCAGUGGAAAAUUGUUCGCCCUAGAAAAGCUAUUAAAUAAAUGCAAAAGGGAAGGAAACAAGUGCUUGCUCUUCACCCAGUUUAUUAAAAUGCUAGACAUUCUAGAGGUCUUCCUCAACCACUUGAAUUACACAUUCAUUAGGUUAGACGGAUCAACCAAAGUGGAGCAAAGGCAAAAGAUCGUAACCAAAUUUAACAAUGACAAAUCGAUUUUUCUUUUUAUAUCUUCCACACGAAGUGGCAGCAUAGGCAUCAACUUGACGGCAGCCAACGUCGUAAUCUUCUACGACACUGACUGGAACCCCUCCAUCGAUAAGCAGGCCAUGGACAGGUGCCAUAGAAUCGGGCAAACGAAGGAUGUGCACGUCUUCAGGUUCGUCUGCGAAUAUACUGUAGAGGAGAACAUUUGGAAGAAGCAACUCCAGAAGAGGAAGCUAGACACCAUCUGCAUAAGCAUGGGCAAUUUUAGCAACCUGAAUAGUAGGUCCCUCCUCGGCGGGGGUGACUCCUCCCUUAGGGGGGAUAACCCCCCCCUUGGGGGGGAGAAGAACGACCCCUCCAGUGGCAGUAAAGUCUCCCACCAGAAUGUCCCCCCAAGCAUUGCCGAAGUGCUAAACGGGGGGAGAACUCCCAUGCCUAGCAGCGACUCUGCAAAUAAAGACUGGUUCGCUAACGUAGAUACCAUUAAAGAAAUAUUUGUUAACAAAAGGAACAACGAUGAGGAUGAGGACAUCUACAAGGACAGGCUCUUACACGAGCACGUGGAUGAAGCUGAUAAGACCAACGUGCGAUUUGAGAAGACCCUAGAGCAUGUGGAGGACAAGGACGACAUCAACGCCCUGCAUGAAAAUAAGAAGGAGACCCUCAACGCUAUUUCGCAGGACCUGCAGGAAUUCACCAACAGAAAUGACUUCCAAGACACCUACACCCUCACGUCCUACUGCUUCAACUUCCUCAGCGAUAACCUCACGGAUGGGCUGCGCCAGCAGAUCGACGAGAUGAAGAUGAAGAUAGAAAUUGAGAUGAUGAACGUGGGGGGGGGUGGGGAGGACGACGAGGAGGAUGGGGAGGAUGAGGAUGACGAGGAUGAGGAGGAUGGGGAAGACGACGGCGAUGGCGAUGACGAUGAGGACAACCCCACCCUCGACGAGGCGUCCCCGUCGUCGUCCACCGAAACGGACGGUUUGCCCCGCGAGUGA